Messenger RNA from Nymphaea colorata (pocket water lily), 3624 nucleotides. Its product is annotated as kinesin-like protein KIN-7F. Gene Ontology annotation, biological process: microtubule-based movement. The transcript is spliced from 14 exons. The coding region runs from base 517 to 3441 and encodes 974 amino acids. Gene Ontology annotation, molecular function: microtubule binding; microtubule motor activity; ATP binding. The record is from RefSeq and is a predicted model, not a curated record. NCBI's taxonomy places the organism in Eukaryota, Viridiplantae, Streptophyta, Magnoliopsida, Nymphaeales, Nymphaeaceae.
AGAAAAAAAAGGGAAGGCAGAGAGACGGUGGGGACGACUCUCUCGCGCCCUUCCCUUCUCUCUCUUUUCUCCUUUUCCUCUCUGCUUUCCGUUCGCUUCCGUUCCAAUUUUUCGUUCGAAUUUGAAGAAUCAAACUGCGGGAAGGCACACAGAGAGAGAGAGAGACAGAGAGAGAGUUGGAUUUCAGGAGAUCGAGAUAAUUGAGAGGAGAAAUUCUGGAUCUGUGAAGAUUUUGGACGCGCCAGGAAGAAUGCAGGGGCAUUAGAGGGAAAUGCGGUUGGGAUCUGACGGUUGGGGAGUCGCUUGAGAGGGAGAGGCGGAGUAGAACAAAGAGAGAGCGUCGCGGCAUCUCGGAAAGACCCGGACCUUCGAGGUAUUCGAGUGCUGGAAUUUGGGAAGGAGUUUAUGCUGUGAACCGAAGAGUUUGAGAGUUCUGUACCCCGCGUGGUCCGUAGUUUCUUACAUCUUCGUAGAGGGUUAAAUUGUCCUCCUCCGCGAAGCCUGUGAAGGUGGAGGAUGGGGGAGGUUGGCACAGUUGAUCUCCCAGAGAAGACAGCGAUUGCAGGGCAGGAGCGGAUCUUGGUUUCUGUUAGGGUGAGACCCUUGAAUGAGAAGGAAAUAGCAAGGAAUGAUCCGUCAGAUUGGGAAUGUAUCAACGACAACACCAUCUUAUGUAGGAACAACCUCCCGGAACGUGCGCUGUUUCCUACUGCCUACACAUUUGACCAUGUGUUUAACUGUGAUACCCCAACGAGACGGGUGUAUGAGGCGGGAGCUAAGGAAGUCGCUCUUUCUGUUGUUCGUGGGAUUAAUUCAACUGUUUUUGCCUAUGGGCAAACUAGCAGCGGUAAGACCUUCACCAUGAGUGGGAUCACAGAGUACACCGUAGCAGAUAUAUAUGACUAUGUGAGACAGCACGAGGAGAGGGCGUUCCUUUUGAAGUUCUCAGCCAUGGAAAUCUAUAAUGAAGCUGUGAGGGAUCUUCUCAGCACCGAUAGCACUCCCUUGAGGCUUCUUGAUGAUCCGGAGAGAGGCACUGUUGUGGAGAGGCUAACAGAGGAAACCCUCAAGGACUGGAACCAUAUGCAACAUCUCCUGUCAAUAUGUGAAGCUCAAAGGCAGAUUGGAGAGACUGCGCUGAAUGAGACAAGCUCUAGAUCACAUCAGAUUCUCAGGCUGACGGUAGAAAGUUCUACUCGUGGAUUCCUUGGCACAGGCAAUUCAAGCACUCUGGUUGCAAGUGUGAAUUUCGUUGAUUUGGCAGGGAGCGAACGGGCAUCCCAGGUAUUAGGAACAGGUGCAAGGUUGAAAGAAGGGUGUCACAUCAACCGAAGUUUGCUUACAUUAGGAACUGUUAUUCGCAAGCUAAGCAAGGGAAGAAAUGGGCACAUCCCAUACAGAGACUCAAAACUCACACGCAUACUACACUCUUCAUUGGGGGGUAAUGCAAGAACUGCCAUCAUCUGCACGAUGAGUCCUGCAAGAAGCCAUACUGAGCAAUCAAGGAAUACUCUUCUGUUUGCAAGUUGUGCAAAAGAAGUGGCGACAAAUGCACAGGUUAAUGUGGUAAUGUCUGAUAAGGCCUUGGUAAAACAUCUGCAGAGAGAACUGGCUAGAUUGGAAACUGAACUGAGAACUCCCACCAUACCUUCACCCUCACAUCAUUCUGAUGAAAUGUUGAAAGAAAAGGAUGACAAAAUCCGAAAGAUGGAAAAAGAGAUAAACGAACUGAUCCAACAAAGAGAUCUUGCUCAGUCUCGGCUUGAGAAUUUACUUCAAGUUAUUGGCACUGAACAGCCUUCAAGACAAUGGGAGGAACCUUCUGGUGCUCCAGCUUCUGAUGCACUGGAUUUAUGUAAAGAUGAGCUUCUAAUUUCAGAGUCUUUUGGUCGAUACCAAGAACUUAUUUGUGAUCUGGAAGUACUACAUGCAUCACAGAAUGUGGAAGUAGAAGCGGGUGGAGCAAACAAUGUGGAUCCAGUGCUUACAGAAAAUCAUGUUGAUUCAUAUGUUUACUCCCUUGAAAAGGAAGAAGACCAUAUUGAUUAUAAUGAAGUUUCUUCUUGUACUUCUUUUAGUCCAAAGUCUACUGAAUCAAUUCCACACCUAAGUCAGGGGGUUGUUCCUACAUAUUCUAGUGAAGAUUUUGAAGUAGAGUGCAAAGAUGUUCGAUGUGUCCAGGCAGAUGAAUCAAGCACCGAUCAGAAGCUUGACUGCAAGUCCUCCUUUGAAACGGAAGAAGCGAAACAUUUUGCUGAUGAUAGGGACAUAUCUGAAAAUGAGUCAAGCGGUAUACAUUUGAAAGACAUAACUGAAACAGAUUCCUUUAUUGCUCCAGUAGAUCAGAAAUGUGAAAAUAUGAAGAAAUUUACAGGAAAUCUCUAUAGUCCAUAUCCUGAUGAAACAUCAUAUUGGCCAUUAAAUGAAGGAUUUAACAGCUCUAGAAGCUUGAAGCUAACAAGGAGCAGAAGUUGUAGAGCAGCAGUCACUACUGCAUCAUCUCCAUUUUGGGAAGACUAUCCAAAUGACAGCACUCCACCUAGCAGAUUUGAGAAAUAUUUUCCUGGAAGGCCUGAAACCGUUAAGAGGCCACCCACAUUGAGUUUUUCUGCAACAACUGAGGCACUGACUACAGAUACCUCUAAUAACUCUAAUGAAAACACUUUUGAUGUUCAAAAAGCACAGUACAAGUUUAAAACUGCUGCUGAGGAGAAUAUAAGCAGCAUCCGCAAUUUUGUUGAGGAGCUGAAGGAUAGGAUGGCUAAACUUCAGUGUCAGAAGCAGCUAAAUGGUGAAGAGGUCCAAGCUUCUGUUCUGAAUGAUGAAUCAUAUGUUACUGAAGAUUUGCAAAAUGCGAAGUUCGUGGAAGCUGUUCCGGAGGUUGUAGUUCUAGAUUCUGUUGAAACACCUGAUUGGUCUGAUAAGUUUGAGAAGCAACAGAGAAUGAUUGUUGAAUUAUGGCAUGCGUGCAAUGUCUCCUUGAUCCAUAGGAGUUCUUUCUUCCUGCUUUUUGAUGGCGACCAAGCUGACUCAAUUUACAUGGAAGUCGAGCUGCGGAGGCUGUCCUUCCUAAAGAACAAAUACUUCAAUGGAGAUCAUGAUAAUAAUUUUUCCAUAGCUUCAAGUGCCAGAGCUUUGAAGCGUGAGAGGGAGAUGCUUGCCAAACUAAUGCACAAGAGGCUGUCGGCAAAAGAGAGAGAAGCUUUGUAUGAGAAGUGGGACAUCAGGUUGGACAGCAAGCAGCGCCGACUGCAGUUGGCCCGGAGAGUAUGGACCAACACCUCGGACAUGAACCAUGUGCGUGAAAGCGCCCUCCUUGUUGCGCACCUUGAUGGCUUCCAAGAACCAGGAAUGGUUUUGAAGGAAAUGUUCGAACUUAGUUUCACACCUCAAAGAAGCAGCCGCUCAUUGCGUCACUCUUCUAGUUGGAAGCCCCUCUAAUUCAUGACAAAUUCUUGUUUUAACAGAAAAGGUAGACCAUCUGUAUAGAAGUUUGUUGUAUGUGAUUGAUGUUUGAAAGUCGUCGGAAGGCGUGUAAAUGAUUGAUGACCACGAGAUUAACUGUCAAAAGAUGUUUAUGCUAAUCUGUUCAAUAAAUUUGUCCCGUCUAGUUUGUGUUGUCUA